UGUAACUGUUCUUAGCCGCAACAGACUUGGGAUCUAAAAUCUGUGUAGUUUAAACUGACAGUGAUCAGUAUAUUGGAGUGAUAGGAUGCUACCUUUAUCAAUUAAAGAUGACGAAUACAAGCCAGCCAAAUUCAAUCUGCUUUUCAAGAUGUCGGGAUGGUUCAGAUCAAUUCUUUCUGACAAAACGUCCAGGAACCUGUUCUUUUUUCUGUGUUUGAAUCUGUCCUUUGCAUUUGUGGAAUUACUAUACGGAAUAUGGAGUAACAGUUUAGGCCUUAUAUCUGAUUCCUUUCACAUGUUCUUUGACUGUACGGCCCUCUUGGCUGGAUUAACAGCUUCAGUUAUUUCAAGGUGGAGGUCAAAUGAUGCAUUCUCAUAUGGGUAUGUGCGAGCGGAGGUCUUGGCUGGCUUUGUAAACGGCCUCUUCUUAAUCUUCACAGCCUUUUUCAUCUUCUCAGAAGGAGUGGAGAGAGCAUUGGAACCUCCAGAUGUCCAUCAUGAGAGGCUGCUGCCUGUAUCUAUUGCUGGGUUAAUUGUGAACCUGAUCGGAAUAUUCGUAUUUCAACAUGGAGGGCACGGGCAUUCUCAUGGAGAUGAAGGUCAUGGUCACAGUCAUUCUUUGUUCAAUGGAGGGGUAAACCAUGGGCAAAGUCAUGGAGGGCAUGGCCAUGGGCACGAGUCAAAGCAUGGGCACAGCCAUGACCACGGGCAUGGCCACGGGCAUGGCCAUUCACACAAGGACAAUCACUGUCAUGAUGACCCCUGCAAUCCACCAGAAAAAGGGCCCAACAAACAGAUCUUACAAGGAAUCUUCUUACACAUUGUAGCAGACACCCUUGGAAGUGUUGGUGUAAUUAUAUCAGCUUUGCUGAUGCAGAAUUACGAUCUCAUGAUAGCAGACCCAAUCUGCUCCAUGCUAAUCUCCUUACUUAUAGGAGUAAGUGUUGUUCCGCUGCUCAGAGAAUCUAUUGGAAUACUAAUGCAGAGAACCCCUCCUUCACUGGACCAUGUCCUCCCAGGGUGUUACCAGCGGGUCCAGCAGCUCCAAGGAGUUUACAAUCUGCAGGAGCCACACUUCUGGACCCUUUGUACCGAUGUUCACAUUGGAACUCUGAAGCUGCUGGUAGCCCCCGAUGCGGAUUCCCGGUGGAUUUUAAGCCAGACUCACAACAUCUUCACUCAGGCAGGAGUUAGGCAACUUUAUGUACAGAUUGAUGUUGCAGCUAUGUAGUGAGCCUUAUAUUGGACUCCUUGGACCAAAGCCUUCCUGGUACUGUAGGGAUCAAUGCCAUCUGUCCGUCUGGCAUUAAACACCUCUGUCAGGAAAGAGGGACCAAGCUGGACAUGCAUAUGCUCUGGACCUCUCAAGUUCUGUCUUUUGACCAAAUUUGCCAUUGAAACAAUAUGUUGAACACAGUUAUGUUGGACUUUUUUGUCUUUUUACCUGCACCCACAGAAUAGUCUCAAUUGUGAUUUAUUUUUUUAUAAUUCUGAUUCCCAACCAUACAGUAAUAUUAUCAUUAGAUUGUUACAUUUUGUACACCAUGUGCUUAGCAGAGUGUCCAGAACUGAUCAUUCCUAUAGACCUAUAUAAAACAAAAUAAGGUUUUAAAUUAUAGAAUGGAUCUUGUUAGGGUUUGUUUUUGUCUUUUUUUUUUUUUUUUUUUUUUUUUUAAAUAACACCUCAAUAGCUGAUAUGUAAUAUUCAAAUGUUUGUAAUCUGUCGUUUGUACUUUGCAAACUUUAUGAGCCAAACCAUAUUGGGUUUCCAAAGUGCCUUUUGACCACUAUGAUUAUGGACAAUCUGGGCAUGGGCAUUAAGACCUGUUUUAAUCUGAACUCUUGGGUGAGAUUUAGCUAACAGGUGGAGGGGUUUGAAAAGCUAUUCUUAUUCAUUUGAUACUGAGUGAAGUAGCGCUUCUCUCUCUACAUAGUUCAUAUAUACAGUGGGGCUACGACAAAACAUUUAUCCACAGCAACAGUUCUUAACAUGGCUACAGCUACUUGAGAUUUCAUGAGAAUUCCAUUUUACCAUUUUUAAACAAACAUCCCUGUGGACAGCGCACACUUGCUUAAUUGAGUUUUAUUGCACAUCUGUGUCGUUCCAUUAAAGGGAUACGUGUUAGAACAGAUGUGCAGAAACAGAAAUUCACAUUUGAAUCAUUAUUUUCCUGAUGUAUGUUGAUUCAAUAAACUUGGGUGUACAGAUGACCAGUUCUCUUUUUGCAAUAAAAAAAGGUUAUCAGACACUGGU
Molecule: messenger RNA, 2254 nt
Organism: Polyodon spathula (Mississippi paddlefish)
Lineage: Eukaryota; Metazoa; Chordata; Actinopteri; Acipenseriformes; Polyodontidae
Product: zinc transporter 7
Exons: 11
Coding region: 86-1231 (381 amino acids)
Biological process (GO): transmembrane transport; intracellular zinc ion homeostasis; zinc ion transport
Cellular component (GO): Golgi apparatus; membrane
Molecular function (GO): zinc ion transmembrane transporter activity
Source: RefSeq, a predicted model, not a curated record